Messenger RNA from Anopheles moucheti, 738 nucleotides. Its product is annotated as cuticle protein-like. The record is from RefSeq and is a predicted model, not a curated record. The transcript is spliced from 2 exons. Bases 16 to 738 code for a protein of 240 amino acids. NCBI's taxonomy places the organism in Eukaryota, Metazoa, Arthropoda, Insecta, Diptera, Culicidae. Gene Ontology annotation, cellular component: extracellular matrix.
GCAACACCAACAACCAUGGCCUUCAAGUUUGUCGCGUUCGCCGCUCUGGUCGCUGUUGCUCGUGCCGGAUACAUUGGCUCGCCAGCUGUCAGCUAUGCCGCUGCUCCGGCCCUAGUCGCCGCCCCAGUGGCCAAGGUCGCUACCUAUGCUGCCCCGAUCGCCAAGGUGGCGUACGCCGCCCAGCCAGAGGAGUACGACCCGAACCCUCAGUACUCGUUCUCGUACGGAAUCUCGGAUGCCCUGACCGGUGACUCCAAGUCCCAGCAGGAAUCCCGCAGCGGAGAUGUUGUCCAGGGAUCGUACUCCGUCGUUGACCCCGAUGGCACCAAGCGUACCGUCGAGUACACGGCUGACCCACACAACGGAUUCAACGCUGUCGUCCACCGUGAGCCUCUGGCCGCCAAGGUCGUCGCUGCCGCCCCGGUCGCCUAUGCUGCUCCAGUUGCCAAGACCAUCUCGUACGCCGCUCCUCUGGCCACCAAGACCGUCGUUGCUAGCCCAGCCAUCUCUUACGCCGCUCCGGUAGCCAAGACCUACGUCUCGAGCCCAGCUAUCUCUUACGCCGCUCCGGUAGCCAAGACCUACGUCUCGAGCCCGGCUGUCUCCUAUGCCGCUCCUCUGGCCACCAAGACCUACGUCUCGAGCCCGGCUGUCUCCUAUGCCGCUCCUCUGGCCAAGACCUACGUCUCGAGUCCAGCUCUCUCGUACGCCGCCCCGGCCUACGCUUCCUACCACUAA